ACCAAACACCCCGGAAAGCCAGAAACAGAUUAUUCAACGUUCGCGUAUUGUAUAAAAAGCGUUGGGAAAGACGACCAGAACUCGUCUGAUGGCGGUCGUCGUUGGCGGGAACCCAAGGUAGGUGAGGAACUGGUGAUGGACAUAGAGUUACCGGAGUGCCCGGUGUGCCUCCUGUCCUACGACGGAGAGUACACAAUACCUCGCGUACUCGCUUGCGGCCACACUGCCUGCGAGACUUGCCUCGUCAACCUCCCGCAAAAGUAUCCCAACGCGAUUCGCUGUCCUGCGUGUAACGUAAUUGUCAAGUUCCCUCCUCAGGGCCCUCCUUCUCUUCCCAAGAACAUCGACUUGCUCAGGCUCAUCCCAUCAUCUUCCAAGGCAAAUCCCCAAAUACCCGACAAACCAUUCACGAAUUACCAACAAGUCAAUUUUGUUCCUCGCUUAUGGUCCGAUGAGCUCUAUUCGGCUUGGAAGGACUGGGUGCUUCCCGAAGAUGCUGUUUCUUUAGUAUCUAAAUCUAAAGAAGGAGACGAGUUGUGUGGGGGCUUGUUGAGAGAGACGACGAAGGUAAGCCUUGUACGGGUUGGGUCUUUGUCAUGUGACGAUGAUUCUGUGUUUAAGUUUAGUUAUGUUGAGAGGAUCAUGAAUUGUUUGAGUAGAAUGAAAAAGGAGGAGACUGAUGAGUUGAGUUUUAUUUGUAGAGUGUGUUCGAAGCAGAACAGGGUGUGUAAGACAUUGGGGUUGUGGGGUAAUUUGGAAGAUGGUUAUUUGCAUUUAGUAUGUGAGGGACUAAAUGGAUGUUUAUUGAAUGAGUUGCGUGACUUGGGUGAAGAUGGGAUUUUCACUUUUUCUAUUAUUGCUAUGGAAAUAUGUGAGGCCAUGAUUAGUCUGCAUAAAGAAGGCCUGAUUGUCGGCUGUUUGAGCAUUUCUUGCUUUAAAUUUGAUGAUCUUGGGCAUUUAUAUAUUGAUUUGAAUGAGAUAUUAGAGAUGGAAAGGAGGAUCUGUAGACUUGUUGGGGAAGCUGGUUCUGGUGAAGGAACUGGUCAUGGAGAAAUGGAUCUGAUCUUAACUGAUUUACUAACAAACGAGAUAUUUGUGAGUCCCGAGGUACUGCUUGAAUUAUUGCAAAGACAAGGCAUUAAAGUAGAAGGUGGUGGUUUAAAAUAUUCAGUUGGAUAUAGCUCUGAUGUUUGGUCGUUAAGUUGUGUUUUGCUUAGGAUUCUUGUUGGGAAAGAAUUCACCAAUGAGCUAGUUGAGUAUCUACCUUGUAAGAAUGUAGAAAUAAGCAACGAGAGCUUUUUGAAUGUUGUGUGGUCUAAUACUGGGUGGAUGGGGAAAAUCUGUUCUUCUUUGGACUAUAAAUUUGGUAGAAAACUUGAGUCAGUGCAGCAGAGUCUUUUCAAAUGCUUAAAUCUUGUUCCAGGGAGUCGUCCACCAUUGCCUGACAUAUGGAAAUGCAUUAGGGAACUGAUUAUUAAGCCCCAAUUUGAUGGCAUGGUUAGUUUGAAUUCGACAAUUUGGAAGGAGAGUACAAGCCAUUGUUUGUUUCUAGGAGAACUGAGCCUAUACUGGCAGUGCAAAGAAAGAGCUGAAAGACCAGGAGGGCAUGAGUGGGAGGGGACUGAGGAUGAUGGUGAAACAGACUUCAACCAAACUGGGAAGGACAGGAUGGAUAAACAUUUAGUUAAUGGCCUCUCAGAUGGAACUGUCAAGUAUAAAGAUUUGCGGGGACAUCUUGAUUGCAUUACUGGAUUAGCUGUUGGAGGGAAUUUCCUUUUUAGCUCCUCAUUUGAUAAAUCCAUCAACCUUUGGUCUCUUCAGGAUUUCUCACACUUGCAUACAUUUAGAGGUCAUGAGCAUAAAGUCAUGGCUGUAGCUUACGUGGAUGGAGAAGAACCGUUGUGUGUAAGUGGUGAUAGUGAAGGUGGAAUAUAUUUGUGGAAUGCAAGUAUCCCUUUCGGGCAAGAACCAUUAAGGAAAUGGUAUGAACCCAAGGAUUGGCGCUAUAGUGGUAUUCAUUCUUUGACCACUUCAGGAAACAGAUAUAUCUAUACUGGCAGUGGAGAUAAGACCAUCAAAGCAUGGUCCUUGCAUGUCUGGAUGAAUGAUGUGCUUAUGAAAUGCAUACAAACUCACAGUGGUGCCGUUUUUGCUACUGAUAUGGAUGGAAAAUGGCUGUUCACUGGAGGGUGGGACAAGACUAUCAAUGUGCAGGAAUUAAAAGGAGAUGAAUUCCAACUAGAGGCAACACCUAUUGGAUCCAUCUCCUGUGGUUCUGUCAUCACAACUUUGUUGUACGUUCAAGGAAAGCUUUUUGUUGGAUGUGCUGAUAGGACUGUCAAGGUACUUAUAUAUUCUUCUGUUAAUUUUUACCAAAAUAUGGCUUUUGAGCUUGUUAGAGGCCCAGACGCCGAAGAUUCAACAUUUACACAUGGCUUCCAUCAAGCUGGAUGUAGUAGAUUUAAAGCAGUUGAUUUGGCCAAUUUUGUGAUAUUGGCGCUCUACUCUGUUAUAUCCCUUACAGAGGCAUUUGCUGUUGUUCGCGAAGCUGCCAGAAGGAAGCUUGGAAUGCGCCAUUUUGAUGUGCAGAUAAUUGGUGGUGCGGUGCUUCAUGAUGGAUCCAUUGCAGAGAUGAAAACGGGUGAAGGAAAAACAUUAGUUUCCACAUUAGCUGCAUAUCUUAAUGCACUAACCGGCAAGGGUGUUCAUGUGGUGACUGUUAAUGAUUACUUGGCUCAUCGUGAUGCUGAGUGGAUGGGUCGUGUUCAUCGCUUCUUAGGUCUUUCGGUUGGUCUUAUUCAGAGAGGGAUGACUGCUGAAGAGAGGAGAUCCAACUACAGAUGUGAUAUAACAUACACCAAUAACUCGGAACUUGGUUUUGAUUAUCUACGAGAUAAUCUUGCUUCAAAUGGUGACCAACUGGUUAUGAGAUGGCCAAAGCCAUUUCAUUUUGCUAUAGUUGAUGAAGUUGACUCAGUUCUCAUUGAUGAAGGGCGAAAUCCUUUGUUGAUAAGUGGUGAGGCCAGUAAAGAUGCUGCAAGAUAUCCAGUUGCUGCCAAAGUAGCUGAGCUUCUCAUACGGGGUGUGCAUUACAACGUGGAACUUAAAGACAAUUCAGUGGAAUUGACUGAGGAAGGCAUAACACUUGCAGAGAUGGCUCUUGAAACAAAUGAUUUAUGGGAUGAAAAUGAUCCUUGGGCAAGGUUUGUGAUGAAUGCUUUGAAAGCUAAAGAAUUUUAUCGAUGUGAUGUUCAAUACAUUGUUAGAAAUGGGAAGGCUCUUAUUAUCAAUGAGUUAACUGGAAGAGUUGAAGAGAAAAGGAGAUGGUCUGAAGGGAUCCACCAGGCAGUUGAGGCUAAAGAAGGUUUGAAGAUCCAGGCUGACUCAGUGGUGGUGGCUCAAAUCACUUACCAGUCACUGUUUAAGCUCUACCCUAAGCUAUCAGGGAUGACAGGGACCGCAAAAACUGAAGAGAAAGAGUUUUUGAAGAUGUUCCAGAUGCCAGUCAUUGAAGUUCCUACAAAUCUGCCAAAUGUUCGUGUAGAUUUACCCAUACAAGCUUUUGCUACUGCUCGAGGAAAAUGGGAAUAUGUUCGUCAAGAAGUUGAAUACAUGUUUCGACAUGGUCGUCCUGUUUUAGUUGGAACCACAAGUGUUGAGAAUUCUGAAUAUCUAUCAAAUCUGCUGAAGGAGUGGAAUAUUCCUCACAAUGUCUUGAAUGCAAGGCCGAAGUAUGCUGCAAGAGAAGCUGAAGUUGUUGCCCAAGCAGGGCGAAAAUAUGCUAUCACCAUUUCUACGAACAUGGCUGGCAGAGGCACGGAUAUAAUUCUGGGUGGAAAUCCAAAAAUGCUAGCAAAAGAAAUUAUUGAAGAUAGCCUGAUUUCGUUUCUGACAAGAGAAGUUCGUAACAAUGAAGUUGAUGACAAAGAAAUUUCAGAAAGGGUAUUUUCAAAGAUAAAGGUUGGAUCGUCCUCAUUAGCUUUGCUAGCUAAGACUGCCUUAAUGGCAAAAUAUGUUGGCAAAAGUGAGGGUAAGAGUUGGACAUAUAAGGAGGCAAAGUCCUUGAUUUCAGAGUCUGUAGAAAUGAGCCAGUCAAUGGAUUUGAAAGGAUUGCAAAUGCUUAUCGAUGAGCAGUCUGAAAUGUAUCCUCUCGGCCCCACUAUAGCGCUUGCUUAUUUGUCAGUUCUAAAGGAUUGUGAAGUACACUGUUUGCGUGAGGGAUCCGAAGUGAAAAGUCUUGGGGGUCUUCAUGUGAUUGGGACAUCUUUGCAUGAGUCACGAAGAAUAGAUAACCAGCUACGUGGCAGAGCAGGAAGGCAAGGGGAUCCUGGAUCAACACGAUUCAUGGUGAGCUUACAAGAUGAAAUGUUUCAAAAAUUUAAUUUCGAUACUGAGUGGGCUGUGAAGCUGAUAACAAAAAUUACAAAUGAUGAGGAUAUACCAAUUGAAGGCAAUGCAAUUGUGAAACAGCUUUUGGCCCUUCAAAUCAACGCAGAGAAGUACUUCUUUGGCAUUAGAAAAAGCCUUGUUGAGUUUGAUGAAGUAUUGGAGGUGCAAAGGAGGCAUGUUUAUGACCUCAUGCAAUUGAUUUUAACCGGUGAUGAUGAAAGUUGUUCCCAGCAUAUAUUCAGGGGCUUUGAUGAUACAUAUAUAAAAGAAAUUGAGAGAGCAGUACUUUUGAAGACUCUAGAUUGUUUCUGGAGGGAUCAUCUCAUAAACAUGAACAUGCUUAGUUCUGCGGUAAAUGUUAGAAGUUUUGGACACAGGAACCCCCUGGAAGAAUAUAAAAUUGAUGGUUGCCGAUUUUUCAUAUCAAUGCUUAGUGCAACGAGAAGGCUAACUGUGGAAUCACUCUUGCAUUAUUGGUCAUCCCCUAUGGAGGCCCAAGAACUAUUUGUAUCAUAGAAGUUGAUUGGUCAAUCCGCCAAGAUAGCGAGGAGUCCUCAUCACCAAAAUUGCAAGAGUAAUAAAUAAUUUAUGAUCGGAGAACCCCAAACCUCUCUCUUUCCGCCACAAGUUCAGAGUUUUGUCUCAUGAUUUGGUGAAAACUUCUUGGUCUGGCUGGCAGAAUGAUUAUUAUGGGAACUUGAGAAAAUAUCCAAAUCAUCAAGUAUAAUGAAUUUGAAGCUUUCACCUGAAAGGAGAGGAGAGACGCUGUGCCUGUCUGUAAUGCUGUCUGGAGAUGGUGUAGUAGAAACUUUGAGCAAAAUAACUGGAGAGAGCAUAAUUGACCACAGUUAACGGGUUAAGAUUCUGCACCAGUAAUUUGUUUGAGCAUGUGACAGCUUCGGGGUGUCUUAUACUUGCAUAUGCUUAUAUGUGUAUAGUAAAUACAGAUUAGUCCACUUGAAGAUUACAUACUAACAACCCAUAAUCGUAUCAGUCUUCAGUGUUUGGACUUAGUUCACAGACCAGGUCUAUUGUAAGUUAUGGUCCAUUAUUUAUUCCUAAGACGAGUUAGUAAGUUGUUUUUUUAGGGGAAUUUUAAUUUAUUGUUACAGAAACUACCAACUCAUAAAUUUUCAUGUCAAGCCAGUAGAUUUAUCAGUCACCUUGCUUUUCUCACUCAAUUUAGGUGAAGCAAAAACUACUAUGACAUGCUGGCUUCCUUUGGUAUUAAUGAUUCUCAGUAUUACUUACUGAAAAUUGAAGAUCCAAAGUAAACAGUUUGUAAGGGUUUACGGUGCAAAAUAUUUAGACUU
Molecule: messenger RNA, 5702 nt
Organism: Carica papaya (papaya)
Lineage: Eukaryota; Viridiplantae; Streptophyta; Magnoliopsida; Brassicales; Caricaceae
Source: RefSeq, a predicted model, not a curated record